AUGGACAGAAGGGCACGUUCAAGAUCUGGUUCAGAAGAGCGUGAGGUGUUGCAGAAUCGGUUUCGUAAGAUCAGAAAGGAGAAGAGGUCGGGUGUUAGCUUCAAAAGAAGAUAUCGUUCUGCCUGCCUUAAGCUCUUGACUUACUUCAUCCGUGUGUUGACAGCCCAAACUGAACAUCCAGAUUACGACCCUUACGAUCCGCAUAGUUUGUACUUGGAACGCCGUAAGCUUCAAGCAGAGGAACAAUUGAAACGGGUUGAGGACUAUCAGCUUCCGCGAAGGGAUCAGCCACUUUUAGCGAGGCUUGAGCCUGUUCCUGAUUCUCAAGGCAAAAAUUCUGGGUACUAUUCGGAAGAUUCGUUUGUUGCAGAGACAGUUGCCAUCAGUGACGAGGAGUCGGAGACAGAAAUUCAGUGUCCGUUCUCUGAACCACGCUUCAUCGAGAUCUUUCAUCGAUUGGUCCGGGAAGGAAAGAUCAAGAAGGGAAAGGUUGUGCAAGAGCCAUACGUUCCCGUUGUGUUGGACACAGUGAGAUUUCCAAAGGAGACUCUAAGGACUGACACUUAUCGCAUCUUGCCGGAGGUUCAGGAUUCACUUCAACAGUUGCAUGAUCAGUUUCCAGGGUGCUUGAUUGUCAUCAACAGUUAUUGCUGUUCUGAAUACUACAGGAAGGGCGUAGCUUCAAUCAAUCAUCCUUUGGUGGCACAUACAAUCACAACAGAGGACCGGGUCACGGAAAAAGGCAAGUUUUCAGCUUUGACUCAGAUUGCUGACAAGUCUUGCAUCUUGGUGCACUUUGACGACAGCGCAGACGUUGUGAAGGAGUGGAGGGACCUGACUGCGGGGUUCAACAAUCAGUUGGGAAUUUUUGGGAUCAAGGUUCCAAGGCAUUGGAAGACGCAGAGGGCUGUGACAGGAGUGAGCUGGUAUCAGAACAUUUUGGACGCGAUCCAGGACGUCUGUGCCAAGUACCGUGUCAAAGAGAGCCGGUAA
Cladocopium goreaui is the source of this 993-nucleotide messenger RNA. The record is from the annotation of a GenBank genome assembly. Lineage: Eukaryota; Dinophyceae; Suessiales; Symbiodiniaceae.